Pezoporus flaviventris is the source of this 1885-nucleotide messenger RNA. RefSeq names its product WD repeat and SOCS box containing 2 (gene WSB2). The record is from RefSeq and is a predicted model, not a curated record. The transcript has 9 exons. Bases 127 to 1341 code for a protein of 404 amino acids. Gene Ontology annotation, molecular function: protein binding. Lineage: Eukaryota; Metazoa; Chordata; Aves; Psittaciformes; Psittacidae. Gene Ontology annotation, biological process: intracellular signal transduction.
GAUGGCGGGACCGGUUGUCCCUCCCUUCGCCGCCGCUUCCGCAGCGCUGGGCCUGGUGCCGGCCCCGCGGAGGCCUCGCCCGGCCCGGCUGGGCCUUGCCGUGGCCGGGCGGGCCGCGGAGCCGCCAUGAAGCCGGUGGGAGAGGAGCCGGUGCUGCUGGCGGAGCUGAAGCCGGGCCGGCCCCAGCGCUACGACUGGAAAUCGAGCUGCGAGACCUGGAGCGUCGCCUUCUCCCCCGAUGGCGCCUGGUUCGCGUGGUCGCAGGGGCACUGCGUGGUGAAGCUGAUCCCGUGGCCGCUGCGGGAGCCCGAGCUCAGCUGUAAAGCCCCGGAGCGCAAGAGCCGCAGCAGCAAAGCGGAGGCCAGGAGCCGAGCGGUGGCCAAGGAGAAGACACUGGAGUGUGGUCAGAUCGUGUGGGGCUUGGCCUUCAGCGCCUGGCCGGCGGCAGAGGAGGGGGACACAGACCCUGCCUGCACCGUGGGGCUUCCCUGCCUCAUCCUGGCCACCGGGCUCAACGAUGGGCAGAUCAAGGUCUGGGAGGUGCAGACAGGACACCUCCUCUUCAGCCUCUUGGGGCACGAGGAUGUUGUCAGAGACCUGAGCUUCGCUCCCAAUGGAAGCCUCAUCCUUGUGUCAGCCUCGCGGGACAAGACCUUGCGCGUGUGGGACCUCAGCAGAGAUGGGCGGCAGGUCCAGGUGCUGUCGGGCCACGUGCAGUGGGUCUAUUGCUGCUCCAUCUCCCCAGACUGCAGCAUGCUCUGCUCCGCCGCCGGGGAGAAGUCGGCGCUGCUGUGGAGCAUGCGUUCCUACGCGCUGAUCCGGAGGCUGGAGGGGCACCAGAGCAGUGUGGUGUCCUGUGACUUCUCCCCGGACUCUGCUCUCCUUGUCACCGCCUCCUAUGACGCCUGUGUCAUCAUGUGGGACCCCUACACCGGGGAGCAGCUGAGGACACUGCGCCACGUCCCCCUGCACUCAGCGCUGGAUGACAGCAGCGAGGUCCACACCAGCUCCCUGCGCUCCGUCUGCUUCUCCCCUGAGGGCCUCUACCUAGCCACGGUGGCAGAUGACAGGCUCCUGAGGAUCUGGGCCUUGGAGCUGCGCUCUCCAGUUGCAUUUGCUCCCAUGACCAACGGCCUGUGCUGCAUGUACUUCCCACAGGGCGGUUUCAUUGCCACAGGGACCAGGGAUGGCCACGUCCAGUUCUGGACCACUCCAAGGGUACUCUCGUCACUGAAGCACUUGUGCCGCAAGGCUCUGCGCACCUUCCUCACAACGUACCAGGUCCUGGCGCUCCCCAUUCCCAGGAAGCUGAAGGAAUUCCUCACUUACCGGACCUUUUAAACCAGGGUGCAAUGUGGAUGCACGGAGGUGAGAGCCCUCUGCCUGGUGGCAGGGCUUGGCCAGGGUUGGAGGAGGCACCACACGACGACGUCUCGCUGAUGCCUGAGCCAUGGGGCAGGAUUGCUGCUGCCCUCCUUUUGGGGCUGCCUCGGGGAGUGUGGAGGGGUUUUUUGGUGUAAUAAUACUAGAGCCCAGCAAAAACGCAUGCAGAGAGCAAGGGACACGGUGUGGUGGGCCCUGCAGGGGACAUGGGUCCCACUGUCCCCCUGCUAUCUGCAAGUUAUGGGGUAGGUGCUUUUGCUUCCACGUGCAGUGUUGUGGGGUGAAGGUUUGCAGUCGGAGCAGAGCUUUUGGUGUUUGUGAGUUCAGGGCUACAACCACCCCUGGCAAAACUCAUCCUGAUGGGAUAAGCCUGUACAGUAGCUUAAUUCCCAGAGGAAUGUGGGCUGUGCUGCUCACCGGUCAGGCUGUGAGCUGGAAAAGCCCCACAGCUCCCCACAGACUCAGUGGCAGUGAUGACAGAAUAAAGAAUUGAUUCCACCCA